AUGAUAACUAGAUCUCUUGAUUGUCGCAACAUCACUUGGUCGUACCUGGUGUUUGAGACUGAAGAACUGCCCGAUUCUCUGGUCGAGGCCUCCUUGGCUCUUUCGAGUCCUAAUUUAACGAAUGCCUUCAUCGAUGUCGGUGAUGCAUAUUUCCAGAAGAUUAUAAACGACUUUUCAACCAGUCCUCUCGACAUAACCAGCAUCCAAAAUUCAGUCACAGAGGUUUUAGACUUCAUGCCAGGUGUUGAGUGUGGCGAUAAACCGCCUAUUUUAUCGGAAAUGGGGGCAGUUGACUUGGAUUAUAAUUGUGUCGAAUCUGACCUUCUCGGCCAUCAACAGAAUAACUCAAAGUCUAAACCAGUAGCGGAUGUCACGUCUUGUCGCUUGGGUCAAGGUCAUAGGAACAUUCCCAUCAGUGAAUCGUUGAUGAAUAAACAGAAGCAGUACCGUCAGCCGAAGGAAGUUAUUUCAGAAGACGAGAGCGACUCUCUGACGGAAAGCAGCGAUGCUGACGAUGCUGACGGUGAUUUUGUGGAUGAAGCGUCUCUAAAAAAGCCAACCCCGCGUAAAUCAGAAGCCCUCCUUGACGUUGACCCCAGUUACGUCCCUCGUUUGCCAGGCCCUCCGCCGGCCAACUGUAAGCUGGAGCCCCUGGGGAAGGUGUCAAGUUUCAUUUCUGGCUGCGUUAUAAUCGAAGCAAUGCCGUCGUUGCCCGCGUUGGACACUGGGUCAGCUCUCUACCUAACCGGCAGACGACCACUUGGUGAGGUUUAUGACACGAUCGGUCCGGUGAGAUCGCCGUUUUACGUAGUGGUGCACGAGAACAGGCAACCACCGCCUUCGCUAGCAAAAAAGCCCUCCAAGCCCCGCAACCGCCCACGCAAUCACAAAGGCCGUCAGAACGCCACCUUGGAAACUGCACCAGCAACUCAGGCACUCGGCAACGAGAACAGCUUGGCCGAGAAUGCGCGUGAAGAGGAGGCGAGCGCCCAAGCCCUCCCAACUGAGCGCGUCAAGCUGAAGGUGAAGGUGAAUUUGGGCGAUCGGGUUUACUACGUGGCGGACGAUCCCGCGCUCUCUAUUCCCAUCCUCUGCUCCGAGCUGGCCAGACUGCGCGGUUCGGACGCGUCCGGCCAACACGACAGGGAGCUGCCGGUGGAGUUACAAGAGUACUCCGACGACGAGGAGGAGCGUCUGCACAAGCGCAAACUCAAGAGCAAACGGAGUGCUCCCGGCGCAGACCUGGACGGUUCUUCGGGUGCGCGAGGAGGGCAUCACCUGCGUCGUCUGACGACAGCCGGUGGAGGUUUUGCGGGUCGAGGCGGGAAAAAGUCUGGCGCCUGGAGACCAUCCAACUCGGAGCAGCUUCUUCGGCCGUCCUUCCUGCCAGACGCAUCGAGGCAGCCACCAGCGUCGUCGGCUGGUUCAACUUGGGAUCCCAGGGCACCGCCAACGUGGUCCUCGUGGCAAUCCUACAAUCAGUCAUGGGGACCUCCGACAGAGGCGUAUUCAGCCGCCUACUCCCACCAGUCAGCCUCACAGGCCUACGCCGGUACUGGAAGGAAUUCAAUAUUUUCGCCGGCACCCUUGCCCCCCUUUGGCACUGGGCCUCCAGCCCCACCACCGUCAGCCCCGAAUCAGUGCUGGGCCUCCACUCCCCCCACCUACUGGAACCAAUCACCCACUCCUCCCCCGUGGUGGAAUGCUCUACCUCGUCCUCCUCCUCCUCCCCCUCCUCCUCACGGACCACAAUGGGAUCAGCGGUGA
Mesocestoides corti is the source of this 1767-nucleotide messenger RNA. The record is from the annotation of a GenBank genome assembly. Lineage: Eukaryota; Metazoa; Platyhelminthes; Cestoda; Cyclophyllidea; Mesocestoididae.